Molecule: messenger RNA, 7803 nt
Organism: Gymnodraco acuticeps
Lineage: Eukaryota; Metazoa; Chordata; Actinopteri; Perciformes; Bathydraconidae
Gene: bach2b
Product: BTB and CNC homology 1, basic leucine zipper transcription factor 2b
Exons: 7
Coding region: 520-2970 (816 amino acids)
Biological process (GO): regulation of transcription by RNA polymerase II
Molecular function (GO): RNA polymerase II cis-regulatory region sequence-specific DNA binding; protein binding; DNA-binding transcription factor activity, RNA polymerase II-specific
Source: RefSeq, a predicted model, not a curated record
UCCCGCGGGCGCUAACGCAAAGCCGCACCGCGCUUACGAUGUUGUGAAUGAGGAGUGACGUCAGCGGCCGAAUGUCAACAAUGUAGCGACUGUAGGCGUUCCAGUCGAGAGUAACAAACAGCGGAGACGGAGCGGCACGCCGCGCUGGAGCACCGCGCGCACACACGCACGCAAUCGUACACACAACAGAGUCACACACCGUGUUUUCUUACUGAAGUGACACAAAAGCGAGGUGCUGCAUCGGGACAAGAAGUGACCUCUCUGAGGAAAGGAGUCAUCAUGUGAGAGAACUUAUGAGGGACACGGACAAAAGGGCUGGAGACGCGCGGAAUAGAAAGUAAAAGAACAUUCCUGAUACAACUACCUGGCAGCAAAAGUGUUCCCAUUGAUGUUCAGUUAUCACGGGACGCCCCCCCCCCCCCCCCACAACGCCGACCUGCCAAUCAUGUACCUGACCUUGAUUCUGUGACUGACGGUGAUGUAGAUGAGUCAGUGUGACGCUGCGCUGCUCGUGGAUAAAUGAUCACUAAUCACCAUCAGAAGAUGAAGGACAAGUCUGGCGUGAGCGGAAUGUCCGUGGAUGAGAAGCCUGAAGCCCCCAUGUAUGUGUAUGAGUCGACAGUUCAUUGUACCAAUAUCCUCCUCUGCCUCAACGACCAGCGGAAGCAGGAUAUCCUGUGCGAUGUGACCGUCCUGGUGGAGGGGAAGGAGUUCCGCGGGCACCGCUCCGUGCUGGCCGCCUGCAGCGAGUACUUCCUGCAGGCGCUGGUGGGCCAGGCGGAGAAUGGCUUGGUGGUCAGCCUUCCGGAAGAGGUCACUGCCAGGGGAUUCGCUCCAUUGUUGCAGUUUGCCUACACUGCUAAGCUGUUACUCAGCAGAGAAAACAUCCAGGAGGUCAUCCGCUGUGCCGAAUUCCUGCGCAUGCACAACCUGGAGGACUCAUGCUUUCGCUUCCUGGAAGCACAGCUGCGCCGCGAGGAGGACGGCUUGCUGCUCUGCCACAAGGUGGCGGCAGCAGAAGUGAACAACUCACAGGAUGAGAGCAUGCAGUCUGAGGUGGAGAAACCCACCUCCCCAAAGGCACGACGGCGCGCCGAAGCCCUCACUUCCUUUGAACACCCUGACGAGGAUCGGCUAGCAAUGGCUAUUCCCAGUAACUUCUCCGAUGGCCGGCUGGACUUUGACAGGCACGGAGCAUCAGACCUGCCGCGAUGCCCAAAGUACAGGAAAUACCAGUGGGCCUGCAACAAGCACAAUAAUGACACAUCCUCACACACCAGUACCUCAGGUUUUCCAAGCACAUUAAAAGAGAGCAGCGUCAGCGGGGCACUGCCGGGUCAGGACAGGCUGCCUUUGGCACAGAUCAAAGUUGAACCACAGGUAGACGAAGAGGCCAUCUCAUUGUGCCUGUCAGGGGAUGAGCAGGGGGGCAGGGAUAAGGACAGUGUGACGAGCAUGGAGAUGGAUAACCCCAUAUCUGUGGAGAGAACCAAGUCCCCUUCCUGCCUCCGAGCCUUCUUCAAGAAAGGGGUGGACCUGCCCAACACUUCACAGCAGCUAUUCACCAACAGACUUGUCUGUCCCCAGGACAAAGUAAACUCUCAGGGAGAUCAUAAAAAAGACUUCAGGCCUUUCACUGGGGAGCUGGGUCUGCCUGUUACAUCCCCAAAGGACGUUGACAGUUUCCCUGCAGGGUUGUCCCUCAAGUCCGCUUCCUGUGAUGGGGUCUGCAAACAGGAAGUUGAGCUUGAUCGCCGUAGUGUCAUAUUUUCCUCAGGGGCAUGCAAACGUCUGGGAACCCCAGCACAUUCCUACCCUGGUGGAAACUCUUUGGAGAUGGAGCUCUCUGAGCACAUGCCAAAGGGCCUGUGGGCCGGAGCCAGCCAGUCCCUCCCCACGUCGCAGACCUACUCUCCCAGCACCACCUCCAGCGACCCCCUACUCCUGUGCCACCCGAGACCCAACACCAGCUGCCCAGUGCCAAUCAAAGUGUGCCCACGCUCACCGCCUUGUGAAACACGCACCAGGACUUCCAGCUCCUGCUCCUCGUACUCCUAUGCAGAGGACGGCAGCGGGGGCUCUCCCUGCAGCCUGCCCCAGUUUGAGUUCUCCUCCUCUCCGUGCUCCAACGUGGCACGCUGCCUCAAUGUGGACCAGCAGGAGCAAAGUGUGGGCGGGGAGGCCCUUUUUAACCAGGUGCGGCCUAAGAUCAAAUGCGAGCAGUCCUACGGCACCAACUCCAGCGACGAGUCGGGCUCCUUCUCAGAGGGAGACAGCGAGUCCUGCCAUGUGCAGGAGCAAGGGCCAGAGGUAAAGCUGCCUUUCCCUGUAGAUCAAAUCACAAAUCUUCCACGGAACGACUUCCAAAUGUUGGUGAAAAUGCACAAACUGACCUCGGAGCAGCUGGAGUUUAUCCAUGACGUGAGGCGGCGGAGUAAGAAUCGCAUCGCGGCUCAGCGCUGCCGCAAGAGGAAGCUCGACUGCAUCAUGAACCUGGAGUGUGAGAUCAGAAAACUGGUGUGUGAGAAGGGGAAGCUGCUGACGGAGAGGAACCAGCUGAAGGCGUGUAUGGGGGAGCUGUGGGAGAACUUCUCCUGCCUGUCCCAGGAGGUGUGCCGCGACGUGCAGCUGAGCCCUGAGCAGGUCCAGUCUCUCAACCACUACUGCCCCGUGCUGCGGCCCGCCAACUCCACCGACACCCCCCCCAACACCACCAGCAUCGACCUCACCACCCACUCUGGCUCUGCCACACCGGAGCCCAGCUUCCACGGAUCGCCCGGGGCUGCAGAUAGCGAGCCCGACUCGGCGGUCAGAAACGGGCCGGACAGAGAAACAGACAGCCAGGACGCCGGCCUGUACGAUGAGUCAGAGCUGGUCAAAUCCAACCAGGCGGUAACGGUGGAUUUCUGCCAGGAAAUGACUGACAAAUGUACAACUGAUGAGCAGCCGAGGAAGGACUGCGCUAAUUAGUGGUGGUUCUCUGUGUUGUUGAUUUUGAUGUUUUUUUUAUUAUUUAAUUUCACUCUUCUGACAAACCCACUCUCAGGGUUGCUGAGACAGUCAGCCUCUGCCAGUGUUCACUGAAAAACAAGCUUUGUUUGUAUUUAUGUAUUUUUGUGCUGUUUUCUUUUUUUUUUGAACGGUUGACACUAAAGUUGUCUUAACAGCAGCAAUACUGUUCUCCAGGUAUUCUCCUCUUACAACGACAGAGUGGGAACUUCUCACCAAACAUUACAAUGGUGCUAUCCUCGCCCAACAGCAACCUCUACAGUGGGGACUCGCCCCCCCACAUGUCACUCAUCACAAGUCAAAGUGGAACCUCAUCGGACCUAAACAGCAGCUCUCUGUGUCUCUCUGUUCCUGUCUUCCUCUUUCUCUGUCUCCCACUCUGUCUAUCAAUCUUCUCUACCUCUUUCUGUCUCACUUUUCUUUCUCUCUGUCUGUCUGUGGUUCGUCUCUCACUAUAUCUCAGUGGCCCUUUUUGUCACAGCAAUUCAAACUCAGGAAAAAAAGAAUCCUCUGAAUGUUCAACCUAAUUCAUGAAAAAAUGAGAAUGCAGCUUCUGUACACGGGGAGUUAAGAUGCAGUUGACUUUUUAAAAUGUUCAUAUGCAAAUAUGUCUUUGAGCGUCUGGCAUUUGUAAUUCUGUACAGGAGAACUGUGUGCAGGCUGUAACCGAAAACAUUCCUCCUUUGCCUUCCUCAGCACUGAAUUUAAAGGACAAGGUUUUUUGCAGGCGGUUAGAUGGCUAUUUUUAUUUCCCACUCAUCAGCAAUACCAUUGUAUUUGGAUGUUGUAACGGUGACUUUCAAGUGCUUGUUUGGCAGAAAUGUACAUAGUAUGGAGCAUGAUGACUGUAACAGUGAUUUUGUACUGGUAGAGGCUUAGACGUUUCUUUUUCACGGGGUUAUAUCAAGCACCUUUUGCUAAGGGGAAACCUUUGCUUUGCUGUUUCCUGUCCUGCCUAACGAAUGCUCCCUAUCACGGUGAGCGUUCCUAUACUCAGGAAAUCAGCUCCACAUGAAGACACACACAUGCAGUACAUACAGACAGUCAAAACACAUGUACAAUUUUUAGCCCCAUGCAUGUAUAAAAGUUAGACAUUCAAGUUGUGUUUUACGCGAGGCUCUUCCCCCUUUCCUCUUUAAAUGUGAAAAAAGAGUUCUGCCUUGUGUUGUUUGGAGGACAUUUUAUUAUCAGUAUUGUAAGAUGCUCUUUGUGUACACUCUCGCAGACGUGUUUUGGGUUUAUUCGAUAUUGCCGUUAGAUGUUAGGCGACAGCAAAAAGUGCAGCCAACAAAUAAGUGACAGAUACUUAAAAAAAAAUCGAAUUGAUCCUGAGAAAGAGAAAAAUAUUGACUUCAGUCAGGCACUUUGUUUUGGCCCCAAGCACUCAGAGCCAUUUAGCACUUCAAUAAGGUCUUUGUCUUUGUUUCAGACCUCCUCAAAGUCUCAGACUGGAGCACUUAAACUUCAAGAAGAAAAAUCUUGUUUAUAUAAAUAUACAAUACAAAUAUCUUUAUGAAGAAAAUGUAUCCGAAAGCUAAAAAGAAGCUAAUGUUUUAGACCUUAUAUUUGUAUUUCUUUAGGAAUUGAAUAAGCUAAUUCAAAUUGUAUUCUACGUGAAAGCUGUGUGUUGAUUGAGUAACAAUCAUAUAAGAUAGUAACACGUUUGCCCUAAUUGUGCAUUUGUUUGACCAUCCUCAUUUGUGAUGUGCAUGCAUGCUGCCUAGCUUUAGGCCUAGUUAGUUUGUCUUCUUCUGUUUACCUUCUCUGAAGCAGUCUGCUUUUAAACUGAUAUCUUUUUGAAAUGUCUAUGUAUAAAAAGGCAGAAAGAGUUGAUAUUAACCCUAACUAGAGGAGGCUUUCAGGGCCGUACUCUAGCACAAGGUUGAAUUCAAAUUCAAAGUGUAUUCAUUGCUCUUUAAAGCCCCAAUCCAAAGAGACUAUCCCUGAGUUAACUGGAGCUAAUGUAGCUUGUAGGCAAGCUAAUGUUUCAUUAGCUUCACGACAUCAAUGUAAUCUCUCAUUGAGUAAUUCGGAGAGAUGUUUUACUAUCCUUACUCUAAAGAAUAUUCCCUUCGAUCAUUUUGUUUCUACUUAAACUGACUUUGUAGUAGUUAUUAGAUUUAAAUCUUAUAGCCAUGUAUGGCAGGUCAAACUAAGAUGCUAGAUAGGUGCUACCAGGAUAGCCUGUAGCAGCUAGCUACACCACCUACUCCCCCAUCCAACUCAGGGUGAUUUUUUUCUUACUUGAAAUAAACUAUUUUUUAAAUAAAAUAUUUAUUUUUUUGGCCAAACAAGUCUGGGAUUUGGGCUUUAAAAUGUGAAUGAAAGGUUUAAAAGUUCUCCCCCUGAUUUUAAAUAAUUAUAGAUGUAUAAGAAAUGUCUCAGGUGAGACUGUUUUUUAUACAGCCAAACAAUUAAGUGUAUUUUAUAAAAACCGUCUUUGAUUUCUUAAAAGGCAGAUACAAAGACCCAAACACACACACACACUCACACAUACACAGCAGUAGAGGACCUUCAUCCGCUGGUGUGUUUUCUUUGUUUGUUCAGCCCUUUAUCAACUGUGUGCUCUUCUUCAUUCUUUGAUGCAUAUGUACUGCAGCAAAGCAGUAUCUAUCUACCCAUACAGAUUGUACCAGGUUCCAGGCAGAAAGCUAAACAUUACAGAUGCUUAUUUUUAUGCAAACAUUUUGCAACUCGCUUUGUAUUCAUGUACUUUUUCAUCUGCCUAAUCUUAAAUUGAGGAGGCCCGGUGUUGCAUUUGCGAGCAUCGACUCUGACUUUAUGUCUCUGUGUGGAGAAAAUUAAUUUGUGAAGUUUGUGUUGUAGCAAAACUAUUGUAACAAAGGCCCCUGGGUGUCUCCUCACACAUUAAUAAUACGAUCACAUCCUUUUGUUUGCAUAUCAGAACUUCUACCUAUUGAAUGUUGAUAAUUCAACUUAGCAAACCUUCGAAUCCCGUGGAGCUCGGGUGAUUCACUGCUCGGUCAAAGUGCAGUAACAGGCAUCCUCUGCAACAUGUCAACUCUUAUUUAAAGGGUCCAUUCAAGUUACAAAAACAAAUGAUCACUUCCUGUAUGUCUUGUGGACACUGGUCACGCAGAUAGAUCUGGUUUUAUUGGUUCAUGUUUUGGGAUAUCUGUCUCUUUACAUUCUGCCUUUGUGGUGCUCACACCACUGAAGGAAGUACUCUCCUGUUGCUCUGAAUGCUGUGAACAGUAUUUUUUCAGAGAAUGCCAAAACGUUGGUGAAUAAAACCAUAACUAUAGUUACUGAUAGAUGUGAGUGACAACAUGUAUCUUGUCAUUUGGGUGAACCGACCCUUUCGUGUCUAAACCCGCUCUCACAUCACUCUGACGCACAUUUUCUUUUUUACUUUAGUACUUACUUUUUCAAAUCAAAUGAAUGCCCCUUUUAAAUGAUUUGUUAAAAUGACUUAAAGCUGCAUCAAUUCAUUUCUAACCUUCACCACGAGCAAAGAAAGCAACAUUAUGAUUCAUUUGGAGUUGUGUGCAUGUCACCAAAUGAAUGGAGUUGAUAUGAUGUACCCUCUUUUAGCUCAUUGUUCCUGAUCUCCACCAAUUCAUGAGUUCACCAGCUGACUGACUUUGUAUCCGAGCCAGCAGAAUGGGCUGUUUGGAAAACCAAGAAUAAUAAGUGAAAAGAGGCUGAAAUAUUCAGUGGAGAUGAAGGAAAAGUAGAGUUGGUGAUCAUAUCUUUGCUAAAUGUUUAGCAACCUCAUACACAAUGUUCUUUUGAUACAUUUUUCAUAUCAAAAAUAUUGGUGCAGCUUUAAAAUGAUAUAAUAAUAAGCUUGAACAACUCAAAUAAUCCUCCAGGUUCAAUUGUUGUUUAUGUAUAUUACAGCAAAGUGGCUCCAACUGCUCCUACCUUGUUGCUGUGUAUUUGUCUUGUUUAAUUGAACUUUUGUGUUGCUGCUUCUCUGAAACAAACACUGGCUUUUCUACUCCAAAGGUUGUUCUAUCAAAUAAUAUGAAUCUUUCUCACAGAUUGCUCAACUUUUCUUGAAAAAACAACAAAACAAAUCUGGUAUCCCGGUUGAAUGCGCAGGCUGAGAUCAUUGAGUAAAAUAUACAAAUGCAAAAUGUUUACAAUUGCCAUGCAAAAAUGGCUCGGUUUAAUUGGACUGGUCCUUGGUGUCGUGGAAAGAGACAACGUUUCCUCACCUUGUCUUUAUUCCAACUUGUGGGAUGGCUCAGCAUUACAUGGAUACGAGUGCACCUCCGAUAUUUGCCUUAGAACUUGCAGAGGCCAUAGUUCACAUUCAAGUGAAGUGAGUGUAUGCAGGGGCCCGGCCCCCAUCCCUGAGUCACCAGUGCAGACUUCCUCACACUUAUCUACCUGUGAAAUCCUUCAUACCUCUCAUAACUGGUCAAUGACUGUAUCAGCAAACCGCAUCAGGUGUUUUUCUACAUGCUUUUUACACAGAUUAUAUGGAUUCUUGUAUUAGUAGAUUUUGGUGCAUCAUUUUUUAUGUAAUAGCUCUUAAGCUUGUAGUUCAAGUUGUUUUUUUGUUUUCAUUUUUCUAGAUGACUGUUUUGUGUUAAUAAUUGUCAAUUUGAAAUAGCUGUUAUUUCUCACUCUACUAAGAGUUCUUACCUUUAUCAUUUUGAAAUGCUACAUGACCCUAAUUAAUUAAAAUGACUUAAAAACCAUUGUAAAUAUGGUAUUGUGCAAACCCCAUUUUCAUUCAUUUCAAUUGCUUGUGUUAUAUAAAUGACUCUUUUGUCUAGACACCAUUUCUCUUUAUGAAAUAAAGAAACAUGCAUAUCAUGA